AUGACCGACUCGAUUACUUACAAUUUGCGCGGGGUACAAAAUGAUACUAAAUUUGAACGACCAACUAAGGAUACCAGCUGUUCAGCGACGCAAAUUGUGGUGCGCAAGGCCAAACAGCUUCGUGAAUCACGCGAAAGUGAUGAGGCACACAGUAAGACUGCAAAAGCAGAGCCUAUCGAAGCAGAGGAAAACAGCCAGCAUCUACAGAUUGAGUUUAUCGACGAAGACGAAGUAUUAGCCAUGGCGGCUGCUGAGAGCGCUUAUAGAUUUCCAGCUAAACGGCCUCUUCCUUUGGUAAAAGGAUUUAAUUUUCCCAUUUCAGACGAGGAUACCGUGGAACUACUCGAGGCGACUGUCCAGGUAAACGCUCAAGUUCGGGAAGAAUAUAUAAAUCUUCUGAAAGCGAAAAAACCCCAAUCGGUAAAAGUAGUCAACAUUUUCCAUGCACUAUUUCAAGAUGAAGCGAUGUAUGGUUACAAUUUCUCCGGUAUAUGUCAUCGAGGUCCCCGGAGAAAAGCGAUGCAAAACUAUACCAUUUUUGUGGAUUGCAUGCUGGAGGCAUGGCAAGAGCACGGAAUUGACGAAACAGCACUAAAAGAAGCUCUAAGCUUGGCAAUUAAGAACAUCAAUGGCCGGAAAAGAAAUCGCAAGUACUUUGCGCGGAAGAAAAUAAGGAACAAAAAUUCAAAUCACAACGUUUGAUGGGUAUUGAGGAUGACAUAAGCAAAAAAUAUUUCGUUGUAGAAAAUAAUUAAUUUUAACGCUAUAACGAUAAUUCUUUAGAAAACAUGUCAUGUUAGGCAAUAUUCUCAAUAGUUUCUCGUUAAAUCCUAUUUUCAGAAA
Molecule: messenger RNA, 843 nt
Organism: Sabethes cyaneus
Lineage: Eukaryota; Metazoa; Arthropoda; Insecta; Diptera; Culicidae
Exons: 4
Coding region: 1-702 (233 amino acids)
Source: RefSeq, a predicted model, not a curated record